CCAGCGUUGUCUGACAACACACAACGAUACGAUCAGACUUUGAUAUCUGACUAGCUUUGACGGAAAAUCCAAAAAAAUACUGCUGUGCGCUCACCUGCCGUGCUAGCAGAUCGACCUUUGGCCUAGACUCUUCUUCUCGAGAUCAACAGAAAGAUCUAUCGAGUUUGAGGCUUAACAUCUACUGACACAUCUACGACAGUCCUUCUAUUUCUCUCCGAAAGAACCCCCUCCGGACAUCAAUAUGUCCAAGCUCUUUGUCGGCGGCCUCGCUUGGCACACAACCGAUGAGACCCUGCGGCAGGGAUUUGAGAAGCAUGGAGCGAUCGAGGAAGCCAUCGUUGUGAAAGACCGUGACACGAACCGCAGCCGCGGAUUCGGGUUCGUCCGCUUCACAAACCCUGAAGAUGCAGAUGCCGCGAUGAAUGCUAUGACAAAUCAAGAAUUUGAUGGCCGCAUUAUCAGGGUCGACAAGGCCUCUGAGCGUACCGGACCCCGCAACGACGGCGGUUUCCAUGGUCGCGGCGGUUACAACCGCACAGAUGGUAACAGUGGCGGUUACAAUCGUGGCGGGUACAAUCGCGCGGAAGGUGGUAGUUAUGGUAAGUGGUUCCUGAAUGUUGUAAUGCGAAUGCAGCAGCUAAACUAUCUUUCAUAGGUGGUUACGGACAAGGUAGGUAAAUCCUGCUCGAUCAUGCAGAACUCCGUCUCGAGAUGAGGAAUCAGAGCUGACCCCGACCCAAGGAGGAUAUAGCCAGUAAGUCCCUUGCACGUCAAUCACCGGGCCAGG
Paecilomyces variotii is the source of this 787-nucleotide messenger RNA. RefSeq lists its product as hypothetical. Gene Ontology annotation, molecular function: RNA binding. The coding region runs from base 242 to 655 and encodes 137 amino acids. NCBI's taxonomy places the organism in Eukaryota, Fungi, Ascomycota, Eurotiomycetes, Eurotiales, Thermoascaceae. The transcript has 5 exons. The record is from RefSeq and is a predicted model, not a curated record.